CGCCCCCCAACUCCGCGCUCCCCGCGGUUCCUUCCCGUUACCGUCCUCUACCGCCAGUCCCCCAAGCCUCUGGGCCAAAGCCCACCUUGUCCACUGAGCAGCGACCCCCUGGUGCAGCAUGCAGAAGUUCCGGGGCCAGGAAUGAAACCGCACCUCAGCAGUGACCAUGCCAAAUCCUUAACUGCUAGGCCACCAGGGAAGUCCUGAAAUCUUUAAUAGGGUUUUGAACAAAGAGAUCCACAUUUUUAUUUUACAGCGGGCUCUGCAAAUUAUGCAGCAGCUCCUGGGCCACAAGCAUUUCUACACAUAGACUCCAGGUGUUCCCUUCAACAUUUGGGCCUUCCUGAGCCCAGGGACAUCCCUUCCUCUCCAGGCAAAGCACUGGGAGCAGUGGAGCCCCCAAGCCCGGCCAGACCAUGGGCGAGCCUGGAGAACAACUGCCUGAGGAGGUGCUAGUGCUCAUCUUCCGCCAUCUGCCCCUGCGAGACCGAGCAGCGGCUGCCAGGGUCUGUAGAGCCUGGGCUGCCGCUGCCACGUGCAGCGCUGUGUGGCACAACACGAACAUCAGUUGCGACUGUGAACUAAAAAGCAUGCUGCCACCAUAUCUGUACGCCUGCCUGGACCAAGUUCACAAUCUACGGCUGGAAUUUGAGCCGUCGAGGGAGCCAAGCCGUCGGAUGGCUACGGAGUUGCUGACCGCACUGGCGGGCCGUACGCCCGGGCUGCGAGGCCUGUGUCUGGAGUGCCGCGGAGAAAAGCCGCUCUUUGACUCGGGCCGCGACGUCCUGGACGCCGUGCACGCCCUCUGUGGGGCAGCCCGCGCGCUGCGCCACCUCGACCUGCGGCGAUUGCCCUUCACACUUAGCGACACGCUGGUACUGCAGGUGGCACACGGCUGCCGCGAGCUCCGCAGCCUCUUUCUAGAUAAUGGUACGCUAGUGGGCAGCGUGAGGCCCGGCUCCGUGCUCGAGCUGGUAGAGGCCUGCCGGUGCCUGCGCGCCCUCGGCCUGCACUUGGCUAGCCUGUCGAGUACCGCGCUCGAGGCACUAGCGGCGCCAGACCGCGCGCCUUUCGAGCUCCUGGCCGUGCGGUGCGCGUGCCCCGAAGAUGUACGCGCGCCCCCCCUGCCAAGCGAAGCCUGGGUGGCGCUGCGCCGCCGCCAUCCUUGGUUGGCCGUAGAGCUGGAGCUGGAGCCGGCGCUGCCUGCCGAGAGCGUGACGCGCAUCCUGCAGCCUGCCCUGCCUGUGGCUGCGCUGCGUCUCUGCCUCUCUGGGGACACCGUUGGGCCGCUGCGUUUCGCAGCGCGCCACUACGCCGCAACCUUGCGCUUGCUCGAGGUGCGCGCCGCCGCCUCAGCAGAGCUCGACGCCGCGCUGGAGGAGGUGGCGGAGCGCUGCACCGGCCUGCGCGAAGUGCACUGCUUCUGCUUGGUGCGACCUUCUGUACUGCACGCCUUCCGCGCGCACUGCUCGCGCCUGCGCAGCUACACGCUCAAACUUACGCGGGAGCCACAUCCCUGGCGGCCCACGCUUGUGGCGUGAUAGGAUAAACCCUUUCACCCCGCGCCGACGUGUGGCCUCUGAGACGCUUCGUGGGUUUGCCCCGGGGCACGCCAGCUGCUAUCCCGCUCCCUUAGGACUCUGAGGAUAGGAGCCUUUGGGGUGGCAUCAGUACUAAGCAGGCGCGCCCUGAGUCCACUCAGUUGCUCCCAACAUCUGCAGACACCCAUUGUUCCCGCGGUACCGGGAUCACCCUCUUCAAACCCCAGUCCUCUGCAAAUGUUGCGCUAGCUUGGCGGCCCCGGCAUGGGGGGAGGGAGGGCACUGACACAGUGGUGCCUCAGGGAUGAGUGUGAAAUAAACAAAUCAAGCAUUG
Messenger RNA from Phacochoerus africanus (Common warthog), 1875 nucleotides. It is a transcript of the gene FBXL8, whose product is annotated as F-box and leucine rich repeat protein 8. The record is from RefSeq and is a predicted model, not a curated record. Gene Ontology annotation, cellular component: SCF ubiquitin ligase complex. The coding region runs from base 417 to 1541 and encodes 374 amino acids. The transcript is spliced from 3 exons. Gene Ontology annotation, biological process: SCF-dependent proteasomal ubiquitin-dependent protein catabolic process. Gene Ontology annotation, molecular function: protein binding. Lineage: Eukaryota; Metazoa; Chordata; Mammalia; Artiodactyla; Suidae.